Messenger RNA from Cuscuta europaea, 1702 nucleotides. The record is from the annotation of a GenBank genome assembly. NCBI's taxonomy places the organism in Eukaryota, Viridiplantae, Streptophyta, Magnoliopsida, Solanales, Convolvulaceae.
UCUCCUCUUAGCUAGCUUUCUCUCAUACAAGUAUAUACUGCCUACGUACGUGUAGUUUAAUUAAAUCUAGCUAAGCUUAUUAGCUAAUGGAGAUGGAGUCGUCGUCGUCGAAAAACGGGUUCCGAGGUAUCCCGAGGACAGUGAAGGAGAAGGUGAUGGGCAUAACUAAGAAUGUAACUAAGAUGGGAAAAGAUGAUCCCAGAAAAGUUAUGCAUUGUUUGAAGGUGGGAUUAGCCCUCACUCUCAACUCCAUGGUUUACUAUUACAAACCUCUUUAUGAUAGUUUCGGACAAUCUGGAAUUUGGGCGGUCUUGACCGUCGUUGUUGUCUUUGAAUUCACAGUUGGUGCAACAAUAUCCAAGAGCUUCAAUAGAGGUUCUGCAACGCUUUUAGCUGUUUGUUUGGGCACCGGAGUAGUUCACAUGGCUGAGCUUUUAAGUCGAGAGGGUCAGCCAUUCAUGCUUGGCGUAAUGGUUUUCAUUGUAGCUGCGGUAUCAACAUUCACAAGAUUCUACCCCCGAAUAAAAAGGAAGUAUGAUUAUGGAGUGGUGAUAUUUCUUCUCACAUUCAGUAUGAUAGUAGUGUCCGGUUACCGAGCGGAGGAAAUAAUAGAGAUGGCUUAUCAGCGGCUGUCAACGGUGGUCAUCGGCGGCUCCAUCUGCAUAAUCAUUUCCCUUGUCAUCUGCCCCGUCUGGGCUGGGGAAGACCUACAAAACAUAGUCGCCGCUAAUAUUGACAAGAUUGCAAACUCAUUGGAAGGAUUUGGAAAUGCAUAUUUUGGGUAUGAAGAAUGUAACGAUAAUGGAGUGGUGAUAGACAAAGGUAGCAGUCGUAAGGCGGGUUUUGAUGUAAACUUUUGUAAAAGUGUCCUUAGUUCUCAAGCUUCCGAAGAAUCUUUGGCAACAUUUGCGUGGUGGGAGAUGCGUCACGGUGGUGUGUUUAGAUCUAAUCACCUAUUGAAGCACUACUUAAAGGUGGGAGGUCUUGUGAGGCAAUGUGCUUGCCAUAUUCAAACCCUCUCUACCUACUUAACCUCUCAUGAUCGACCUCAGGCUGGAAUAGAAUUUGGGAGGACAAUUAAAGAACCAUGCACGCUAAUGUGUAUCGAGUCAAGAAAGGCCUUGAAAGAGCUAUCAUCGACCAUCAAAUCCAUGACACAGCCAUCCCCAGCCCUUCAAACGCAUCUGCAAAACACAAAAGCAGCCAUGGAUGACCUUCAAGCUGCAUUUCAAGCCGCUUCCACGGUCAACGCGAGAACGAACCUUCUUCAGAUCCUGACCACUCUAACUGUGGCAUCCAUACUCAGCGACCUCACCAAUUGCAUCCAUGACCUGGCGAGUUCUGUUCAGGAGCUCUCUGAGAAAGCACAUUUCAAGAAACAAUCGCUCAAUCGUGGAACCACCGCCGUGAACCCGGUGGAAGAAGAGGAAGACGGCACGGUGAUGGUUGCGGUGGUCAUCGUUGGUGCGUCUCAUCAAGACUCGCCUGAGAUUGAACGUUUGGACGUGCCCAAACGCUAAUUUAUUACUCCCUAAGAAAUAAUCUACGUAUGUACUACGUAUUAAUUAACACUUAAAACUAGGAAUUAUAUGGCCUGGCAUGUAUAUAUAUUUAAAACUUAUGACCGUACUUUCCCGCCAUUCUUUAAUUCUUGGUCAAUUAAAAAAUGGCUACAAUUUCAUUUUUAAGCACGUUUGGUUCC